GCCACAUCAAGCAAGAAGGCUAGUCUAUAUAGCAUCAAUAACUGCUGACUCCAUGGAUACAGAAAAAUCGUUGUGCUCGAUAUGCUUCAUCAAUGACUCGAAGUAUACCUGUCCUGCCUGUGGCACUAAAACAUGUUCUAUAGAGUGUGUCAGACGGCACAAGAAGCAAACGGAGUGUUCUGGAUUGGUUGAUCAGACCAAGUUUGUCACCAGAAAUGACUUCACGAAAGAUUCUUCACAUUUAAACAGAGACUACAAUUUUUUGUUGAACGUGGAUCGGUACAUCCAGUUGGGAAAGUCUGAUGUCAAAAUCAAUGCCAAAAAUGUGUUCAAGCAUGGGCCGGGAAACAACAAUCGAGGUAACAAGCGGUUCAAGCCCAACCAAGAGAACGAAGACAAAAGAAUCGAGGCAGUAAACGAAAUUUAUACCCAGAAACCUUCAACAGCAGUCAAAAGAGAAAAUGUCUUAGUUAUACAACUUCCAAGUGGAAUGCAUAGGUCAGUGUCGAACAAAACCGGCUACGAUAAGAAGACGAAAAAUUUCAUUUGGACAAUUGAAUGGGUCUUUUUGGGGGAUGAUAAUAAGGAAUUAUCAAGGUUUUUGAGCUAUAGACUCAAGGAACAUCUACUUUUAAAGGAUGCAGUCCCCAUGAACAUUUUGAAUAACCAUGGACUGUUUGAGAAGGAUUCGUUAUCAUUUUUCUUGGAUAAUGUCCUCAACAGAAGCAAACCCAAGCUUUCAUUGAUUGAGUUGGACAGAAACAAAGCUAUAUCAGAAAACUUGAAGGACAAGAUUGUCCUCGAGUAUCCUACCAUAUAUAUCACCUGUGGAGAGAUCUCCAAAGAAAUUGUGAUAACUGAGAAGGAGGCGUAUCAAAUAGAAGAUUCUGACUCGGAAUCAAGCUCUGAUUCAGAUUCCGAUUCUUCCUCGGACUCAAGCGAUUCUGAUUCCAGCGAUGAUGAUUCGAGUGACAGUGAUGGUGCACCAGAAGAGUCGUCUUCUAAGGCACCUAACCAUGAACCCAUAGUCCAAAGCGAGGUGGUUGCAAACCAGAGUCAAGUGCCAGACCAUCUUGUUGAAAGUUCAGCACUGGUCACUUUACCGCUUCCCGAAAAUCCAAUCAACUCGGAUACAAAUACUUCCGAGCCCCCAGCAUCUAGUCCAGCAUGAUAGAUAUCACUUUCUAUCUUUCCCAACCAUUCUAUAGCAUAGCCAUGUAAUAUAACUCUCCAAUUGAGCUGUGCGGUACGCGCACGCCGCGAUAUAUCAUCGCAACUAAAUGGAUAAUGAAUUGUACCAUCACAGCA
This is a messenger RNA of Suhomyces tanzawaensis NRRL Y-17324, 1308 nucleotides long. RefSeq lists its product as uncharacterized. The record is from RefSeq and is a predicted model, not a curated record. Gene Ontology annotation, biological process: snoRNA localization; box C/D snoRNP assembly; maturation of LSU-rRNA from tricistronic rRNA transcript (SSU-rRNA, 5.8S rRNA, LSU-rRNA). Bases 53 to 1171 code for a protein of 372 amino acids. Lineage: Eukaryota; Fungi; Ascomycota; Pichiomycetes; Serinales; Debaryomycetaceae. Gene Ontology annotation, cellular component: nucleus; pre-snoRNP complex. The transcript has a single exon.